ACAGACAAGUGGCAAAUUAAAGUAAAACAAUUCUGUUUUUGACAGGCCCUACAGGAGGAAGUACAACUUCAGUCCUAACAAAGAAGUUACAAGAUGGUAACGGCAAUGCAGCUCGUCUUCUUUCUCUACAUUUUGGUCUCUAUCACUGUGUGCGAUGAUGUUUUUAAGCUUGUUAACAGUUCUGUUCAACUGGACAUUCAAAUAAAAGUUGAAAAGUUCGACGAUAUUGCCUGGAAAUUUAACACAAAAACCUUCAUUGUGAGAUUUCUUUAUGGAAAGCCUCCAAGUAGAGUGUAUGGAAGUUAUAAAGACAGGGUGGAGUUUAAUGAGGAAACCUACAGUCUGACACUGAAGAAUGUACAGAAGAGUGAUAGUGGAAUCUAUGCAGCAGAAGCCGCUGGUGAAACGAAGGAAGUUGUUGCUAAGUACCAAUUACAUGUGUUCGAUCCAGUGCAGAAACCAGUCCUUACUGCUUCUCUCCAAAGUAAUGACACCUGUAAUGUGACUCUCACCUGUGAAUCUCAGAAUCUCUCAGUAACCUCUCACUGCUACAAUGAUAAUUGUGAUAUGAUGGAAAAGAAAACAUCUGGAGACAUGUUCCUUUCCCUCUCACUGUAUGUUAGUAACAACUUCAUCAUUUGUAAUCAUAGCAACCAAGCGAGCUGGAAAAAUACAACUCUGGAGAUAAAACAUGUGAAAGAACUGUGCCCUAGUGAAGAUAAGAGUCCUGUGCUAGAUAAAAAAGGCACAGAUUUAUUAUGGACCAUCUUAAUAAUUUCCAUCUUAAUUUUCAUCAUCAUCAUCAUCAUCAUCAUCAUCAUCAUCAUCAUCUUCUGGCUGAGGAAAAGAAAAACAAUAAAUUCUGUCAACACAAUCUAUGAAGAAGUUGAUGCUAAAAACAAGGGGGGGGGGAAAGCAGAGUCAGUUGAGAUGUCAGCGAACCAUGCGGCUCCUUCUACUGUGUACUAUACUGUUGGGAUGCAAGCCCCCGCUUAUAGUAAUGAUGAGAGCACUGGAAUGGACAUCAAGAAAGUGCCGCCCAGUGACAGCAAAUUCUGUGAAACUCAUCAAAAUGAAGGGGGAGAAUGGAAAGAUGAUUCAGUGGACUUACCACAAACCAUUUAUUCUACAGUGAACAAGGCUGGUAAACCUGUUUGAGGAGCAUGAACAUGUCUUGUAUGAUUGAUAUUUUUGUAAUUUUUUUUUAUUUAUUUAAACAUUUUCCAUACAGAAUGUGAAAUACCUCAAGAAUUCUGGACAAAUGUGAUUUAUAGUGAUUAUUAUGUAUGUAGAGUCAUAAAUGUCAAAUAGUUUUAUGUCAAAUGUCUGUGGCAUGAGACCAGAAUGCUUUAAAAAGUCUCAUUA
Tachysurus fulvidraco (yellow catfish) is the source of this 1365-nucleotide messenger RNA. RefSeq names its product CD48 antigen-like. The record is from RefSeq and is a predicted model, not a curated record. The transcript is spliced from 8 exons. NCBI's taxonomy places the organism in Eukaryota, Metazoa, Chordata, Actinopteri, Siluriformes, Bagridae. Bases 94 to 1158 code for a protein of 354 amino acids.